Messenger RNA from Panicum virgatum (switchgrass), 3116 nucleotides. Its product is annotated as zinc finger MYM-type protein 1-like. Lineage: Eukaryota; Viridiplantae; Streptophyta; Magnoliopsida; Poales; Poaceae. Gene Ontology annotation, molecular function: protein dimerization activity. The transcript has 2 exons. Bases 432 to 2951 code for a protein of 839 amino acids. The record is from RefSeq and is a predicted model, not a curated record.
CGUAGCUAAUGGGCUGCACGGGUAUGGCUUGGCAUACCCUAAGCCCAGCCCAACAAGCAGAUUAUGGAAAAAAAAAUCCCUUCAGGUUCCAGCCAGAACCAGUCACUCCCCUCACGAGGCCGCGCGACUUCGCGAGCGCUCGGCCAGCGGCGGCGCUCUGCGCCUCGACUGCUCGGCUCCGGCCUCCGGCGGCCCCGUCCCCGACUCCCCGGCGCCGCAGCGCACCCCAUCCCCGGCAGCACUGCUACAUCCUCCAGGCCCCGCAUCGCCUAUUCGCCUCGGGCCCUCGCCCCUCGGCUCCCGCAGGCCGCAGCUCGCACAGUUGCAGGGUGCAGCGGCGCAGCCACUGGCUCAGUCCAAGCCGGCCACGCCCGGUGCGGAGGCGCCCAAUCCUAGUCAAAUCUCAACCCAGAUUCUUGGAUUUGUGAAGUAUGAAGAGGGAUGGAGACAUUGCUUCUAUGUUCCGAAAGCAUGCUGCAAAAAAACGUGCAUCAGUUUCAUCUCCUGUGGUGGAAGAGCAAAAUCAAGAGCAAGAGCAUCAGGAAGAGAGAGUAAUUGAAGAAGUUGUUGGUCCUACUCCUACACCACCUCCAUCUGUAGAACCAGUUGAAGAUGUGUUGCCGUCUCCACCUCCACCGUCGCCGCCAGCGCCAUCACCGCCACCGCCGCCGCUGCCGCCAUCAGGUGUUGACGUCGAUCACCUUCCACAUGAUCCAGGUGAAAGGUUGCCUAUUGCAAGUUAUCAUCCUAAUGAUCAAGAUGCAAUUAGAAGAGCCUAUAUUCUUAGAGGGGCAUUCCAACCUUAUGCACAUGAGUUUCCAAAACGAAGAAUUGGUAAUAGAGAUCGUAGUUUCACAUGCAUAUGGUUUGCCAAAUAUAAUUGGGUUGAAUAUAGCAUCAAGAUGGAUUCUGUGUUUUGCUUUGUCUGCUACUUGUUCAGAGAAAAAAAAUACAAGGGCAAAGGGUCGGAUAAAUUUAUUGUAGAUGGCUGGAGAAAUUGGAAUGUAGGAGACAAGUCACUUUUAAAACAUUGUCGCUCUGAAGCACACAAAGAGGCUCAUGAAAAGUACAUUGGCUAUCUAACUCCUGCUGCAGCUAUUGAUGAUAAAAUUGAGAAGUGGAGUGAUGAGGAAAAGAAGCUUUAUAAAAUCAGAUUGACUUAUUCACUAAGAUGUAUCAAGUUUCUUUUACAUCAAGGGUUGGCAUUCCGUGGACAUGAUGAAAGUCAAGAGUCUAGCAAUCGAGGGAACUUCAUAGAAUUGUUGAAAUUUCUUGCAGCAAAUAGUGAAGAAGUGAACAAGUUUGUGCUGAACAAUGCUCCAGGUAAUUGCUCAUUGACUAGCCCAGAUAUCCAGCAUCAAAUUAUUUCAUGUUUUGCUAUAGAGACAAGAAAAAAAAUAAUUGAAGAGAUUGGUGAAGAUCGCUUUGCUAUCUUAGCUGAUGAGUCAAGUGACGUAUCACAUAAAGAACAAUUAGCCCUUUGCUUGCGUUUUGUUGAUAAACUGGGAAGGCCACGUGAGCACUUUGUUGGAGUAGUUCAUGUUGAUGAUACUACCUCUUUAUCACUUAAGAAAGCAAUUGAGUCUGUACUUGUUAGUCAUGGCUUGAGUCUAACUAGUAUUCGAGGUCAGGGAUAUGAUGGGGCUAGCAACAUGAAAGGGGAUAUUAAAGGGCUGAAAACAUUGAUUAUGCAAGAGUCACCUUCUGCCUAUUAUGUCCAUUGCUUUGCACAUCAACUACAACUAGUUCUUGUUGCUGUUGCUAAGGAAAAUACCGAUUGUGUUUGGUUCUUGGAACAAGUAUCCCUCUUGCUGAAUAUUGUUGGAGUUUCUUGUAAACGUCAUGGGAUGCUUCGAAGUGCUAGACUUGAGAGUAUAAUGAAAGCACUUGAAUGUGGUGAACUCAAAACUGGGAGUGGACUAAACCAAGAGAUGGGAUUGGCUAGGCCUGGUGAGACUCGGUGGGGCUCCCAUUAUAGAACCGUGUGCAACAUCAUUUCUAUGUAUCCAAUAAUCCGUGAUGUACUCAUCACCCUUGGAGAGGAUACAACACAUAAGGCGGAUUGGAUAAAAAUUCAUUUUAUGGUUGGAGCAUUUGAGUCCUUUGAUUUUGUGUUCAGUUUACACUUAAUGUUUGUUAUUCUUGGAUAUACAAAUGAAUUAUCUGAGUGUUUGCAAAGAAGAGAACAAGAUAUUAUUCAUGCAAUCCAACUUGUUGGUGUGGCAAAAAAUAGAAUGCAACAUUUGAGGUCUGAAGGAUGGAAUCAAUUCCUUCAAAAGGUCACUUUGUUUUGCAACAAGCAUGGUGUCGAAGUUCCUACUAUGGAGGGUAAUUAUGUGCCUUUUGGAAGAUCACGACGGUUUGUCCGAAAUCAAACAAAUGAUGAUCAUUUCAGAAGAGAGAUAUACAUUGGGGUCAUUGAUAAAAUUAGUCAAGAGCUUGAUAGUCGGUUUGAUGAGGUUAAUAUGGAGUUGCUUUCUUGUAUGUCUGCCCUCAACCCUUCUAAUUCAUUUGCAUCAUUUGAUGCACAAAAGGUACGCCGACUUGCUGAAUUCUACCCCAAAGACAUUUUUGGCUCUGAUUUGGUUAGGCUAGAAUUGCAACUUGAUACUUAUAUUGAUGUCAUGAGACAUGAUGAUAGAUUCAGUGGUCUGGAAAACCUUGUUGAUCUCUCGGUUAAGCUAGUGGAAACAAAUAGGCACAAUGUUUAUGAUUUGGUUUACUUGCUUCUCAAAAUGGUAUUGCUUCUACCGGUGGCGACGGCAAGUGUUGAGAGGGCAUUUUCUGGUAUGGAUUUUGUCAAAACCAAACGAAGAAAUAAAAUGAGUGAUACUCUCUUGGAUGAUUGUCUUGUCACGUUCAUGGAAAGAGAUAUUUUGAAAGAUGUGGAUGAAGAUGAUGUAAUCAAGACUUUCAUGGCCAUUAGAAACCGUAGGCCUCAAAGAAAAUAGUGUUGUAAUCCUAUUUAAGCUUGUAUCGUUUAUAUUCCAAACUAUUAGUGUGUUGUUUUAAACUAUUUGGAUUGUAAUUUAAGACUUAUUAUGCUAUUUUGUAGUUGUGUACCAAAUUGCUAGGUAGUUUUAAUGAAAUUUUACCAAAUGUCUAAAUGGAUUUUA